UGCAAUUGUGUAUACUAUAUCCUCUCCACCUUCGUUUUCUCUCUAUCUCUCUCUUUCUCUCUCUCUCUAUAUAUAUAUAUACAUUCGUUCUUUUUCAGCUUCAUCGUCUCAACAUGCAUUUGCCUCUCUUCAAAAAGUUUUCCAAGAUGAAAUCCGCUUUCAUCAUAAAAUCACCAAGAAGAAAUUCCAACGAAAAUGAGGGUAGCUUGGGGCGCAAGUCAUCGAGCGUCAGCCAUGAAUACAUGGCGGCCUUUAGAACCAAUUCUUACGUUGAAAUCUACGACAAAGUUCAAGGACAGUUAGCAGCCGCAAGAAGCAAAGAAAUUGUUGGAGGGGAUAACACUUUUCCCUUAACAUCUUCUUCAUCUUCUUCUUCAUCUUCUUCUUCUUCCCCUCUGAUCAUCAGCCGCCAUGAAAGUAGCUUAUCAUCCCCAGGAUGCAAGCUUCUGCUCUGCCAGGAAAACAUGGAAGAAUUGCCCCAACAAGCUUCUAACGCCCACCCUCUGCUUAACGAAUUCUUCCUUCUAAGCUUAGAAGCGUGCGUGAUCUGCGAAUCGCUGCUCAAAAUCGUCCUGCAAACUCGAGCGGAUUACAAGACCGUCAAGAAAGCUGUCGAGAAAAUCGAGGAAUCCCAGAGAAAUGCGGCGUGGAGCGAGGAGAAAGUGAAUCGUGCGUACGGAGAAAUCGCGUCGUUGUCGCUGUUCGGAAACCCUUUGUCGGCGGUGAAGUUCGAGGAGGUACGAGACCACCACUUGGGGCUGCUAAAUCGCCUCAUAUUGAAGCGGGGGAAGGUAGGGAGGAGGAUGAAACACCUUAGGGUUUUCAAGGUGGCUUUGGGGUCGACCCUUCUGGUGGGGUACACCGCGUUUACCAUUACUUUUACCAUUCUCGCAGUGCAUUUUGUGAUUUGCACGAUGGCCGUCCCGGGCCUAAUUGCACUUUCUUUGAGCAUGUUCAAGAGGGUCAAAGAAACGAUCCCGAGAAAAGGGCUUUAUAUGCAGCUUGAUGUGGCCGCGAAAGGGCUUUAUGUAUUGAUCAAUGAUUUGAGUACGGUGAGCCGGCUGGUGGGGAGGUUGAGCGAUGAAAUGGAGCAUAACAAGACCAUAGCUGACAUGUGGGCAUUGAAGCAAUGCAAUGAUGUGUUGAAGGAAGUGGUGAGCUCGAGGGAUUUUGCCAUACAAGAAGAGUGGGUCUUGGAGGAGAUGAAAGAGCUUGAGCAGCACAUUUAUUUGUGUUUUCUCAACAUUAUCAGGUCUAGGAGGAUGAUUGUGCAAGAAAUUGUGGGGUGUGACCAGCCCGUCGUCUCGCAAAAUCAGCAAUUAGCUUUGCUGGACAGUGAUACUAUCGAGGUUUGAAAUGGCAAAAUCAACAAUUAGCUUUGCUGGAUAGUGAUACUACAGAAGUUUAAAAGGUUAAAUUCAGCGUUUUGUCACCAUCACCAUUGAGAUAAUGUAGCACUUGAUGUGACAAGUUGCAUGUUAAGAAGUUUUCAAGUUUAGGUUUUGUAAGGAAUUGUACAAUUUGGAUUCUUGUUGUUUUUUCAUAGUUGGCAGUUUCAGUAGUUUAUUCACCACCCAAAUGUAGGAGAAGAUGAUGUUUUGUACCCUCAGUCCAGGUGGAUAAAUUUGUUAAGAAUAAAGAACAGAACAUUAUUU
Ipomoea nil (Japanese morning glory) is the source of this 1655-nucleotide messenger RNA. RefSeq names its product UPF0496 protein At1g20180-like. The transcript has 3 exons. Lineage: Eukaryota; Viridiplantae; Streptophyta; Magnoliopsida; Solanales; Convolvulaceae. The coding region runs from base 114 to 1355 and encodes 413 amino acids. The record is from RefSeq and is a predicted model, not a curated record.